UUACUUAGGAGGUUAUAAUUCUGUAUAUUCAAAUUGUGUUGUAUGUUUUGAACCUUAGUUUGUGGCAACUAUAAUGGCACAAAAAACAGACUGGGCGAAGUAUGUGGCCCAAACAGAGAAUAAAUUAUCGCAAAUUAAAGUUGGCGACAAUAAAAACGACGUAAAUGGUUCGGAGGAGGAAGCACCGGAACAAUUUAGUCUCGCUGAAGCCAGCCUCCUGGCAAAAAUUAUUCGGAAGGGUUUGAUUGAAAGUAAAAACGACAUAGAGGUGCAGCGAAGGGAUCCCAACUCGCCCUUAUAUUCAGUGAAAACAUUUGAAGCCUUAAAUUUAAAGCCGAACCUACUGAAGGGGGUGUAUGAGAUGGGUUUUAAUGCACCUUCAAAAAUACAAGAGACCGCGUUGCCUACUUUAUUAGCGGAACCGCCUCAGAAUCUCAUUGCCCAAUCCCAAUCUGGUACUGGCAAAACUGCUGCAUUUGUGCUUGCCAUGCUUAGCAGAGUGGACCCUACUAAAAAAUAUCCGCAGGUGUUGUGUUUGUCGCCCACUUAUGAACUUGCGAUUCAAACUGGCGAAGUUGCCGCUCAUAUGGCGAAAUUUUGCCCGGAAAUCGAAAUGAGGUUUGCUGUUAGAGGAGAGGAGCUACCCAGAGGGACCAAAUUGAGUGAACACAUUGUGAUUGGCACACCAGGGAAAGUGCUGGACUGGGGUACAAAGUUUAAGGUGUUUGAUUUAAAAAAGCUUACCGUCUUUGUGCUUGAUGAAGCUGAUGUGAUGAUAGCCACCCAAGGACAUCAGGAUCAGUGCAUUAGAAUACAUAAAAAUUUGAGCCCAAAUUGCCAGAUGAUGUUCUUUUCAGCAACAUACGAUCAGGAAGUGAUGGAUUUUGCAGAGCAUAUUGUAAAAAAUCCAGUUAUUAUAAGACUGAAGCGGGAAGAAGAGAGUUUAGAUAAUAUUGCACAAUAUUAUGUUAGAUGUGCCACACCUGAAGAAAAAUAUGCCGCGCUUACAAACAUUUAUGGAACCGUAGGUGUAGGUCAAGCCAUAAUUUUCUGUCAUACUCGAAAAACAGCGGCGUGGUUGUCAGAAAAAAUGACCCAAGAUGGACAUGCCGUGGCAGUUUUAACUGGCGAUUUAACUGUAGAGCAAAGAAUAAAUGUCUUGGACAGAUUCAGGCAAGGCAGUGAAAAAGUUCUGAUCACUACAAACGUGUUAUCGCGGGGCAUAGACGUAGAACAGGUUACCAUCGUCGUCAACUUUGAUUUACCAGUCGAUUUAAAUCAUCAAGCUGAUUGUGAAACUUACCUUCAUCGAAUCGGGCGCACCGGAAGGUUUGGCAAGAAAGGCGUUGCUAUCAAUCUAAUCGAUUCUGAUCAAGCAAUGAAAGUAUGCAAAGAUAUUGAGGAACAUUUUGGAAAGAAAAUCAGCUACUUAAAUGCGGAAGACUGUGACGAAAUCGAGAAAAUCGGGGCUUAGAUGAUUCCGAAAACUCCUUUCUAUUUAUUUAUCUUUUAAAGAAAUGCUUUUGUUUUAUUAUCAUCAGAAAAAGUUUUGUAUUAGCAUUAAUCGACUUUGUUUUAUUUAUGCACUUUUGCAAAAAUUGGUGUAU
Molecule: messenger RNA, 1607 nt
Organism: Cylas formicarius (sweet potato weevil)
Lineage: Eukaryota; Metazoa; Arthropoda; Insecta; Coleoptera; Brentidae
Gene: Dbp80
Product: DEAD-box helicase Dbp80
Exons: 3
Coding region: 74-1474 (466 amino acids)
Biological process (GO): poly(A)+ mRNA export from nucleus
Cellular component (GO): cytoplasmic stress granule; nucleus
Molecular function (GO): RNA binding; ATP binding; RNA helicase activity
Source: RefSeq, a predicted model, not a curated record